Molecule: messenger RNA, 5093 nt
Organism: Silurus meridionalis
Lineage: Eukaryota; Metazoa; Chordata; Actinopteri; Siluriformes; Siluridae
Gene: emilin1b
Product: elastin microfibril interfacer 1b
Exons: 8
Coding region: 296-3514 (1072 amino acids)
Molecular function (GO): protein binding
Source: RefSeq, a predicted model, not a curated record
CUCCAAACUGCCCCGUGACUCCGAGGGAAGAAGAAGUCCUCCGCGCCUGAUCCUGGAUUAAUACUGAUCUAAAACCCGUUCCCACUGAGGGAUAAUGAAGUGAGGAGAAGCUGGUUUGGGUGCUGGGUUCCAGUGCUCGGACCCGCAGUUUCAGGCUGUGAGAAGAAGGUUUAUAGCUGUGGCUCAUGGAGAGGCUGAGUGUGUGUCCGUGCUCGUGCGCUGUCCUGCGGGGACUCUGAGUUGAGUUCGUGCGGUUUCAGGCUCUUCAGCGCAGUGGUGACGGAGAUCUACAGCAAUGGCUGGGUUUCGGCUGCUGUUGCGUUUGCUGAUGGUGUGUGUGUACGUGUGUGUGUGCGUGUGUGGAGCGUCGUGGGGCGGACAACAGCGCUACAGUCUAUACGCAGGGAGCAGAGAGCAGGCGCAGAGCGCAGACGGAGCCCGAGCAGCCAGCAGACACAGGAACUGGUGUGCGUAUGUGGUGAGUAAGACAGUGAGCUGUGUGGUGGAGGACGGAGUGGAGACGUACGUGAAGCCUGAUUAUCAGCCAUGUUCCUGGGGAGUGCAGUGUCCUCGUAUCCUAAUGUACCGGACAUAUUUGAGGCCGAGAUAUAAGAUUGCAUAUAAAAUGGUAACCGAGAUGGAGUGGAAGUGUUGCCAUGGAUACAGUGGAGAGGACUGCAACACGCAUCACGGUGAUGGGAACGGAGGAUCGAGCACCCAGAUUUCCACAGCGAGGCCGUGGCCUAAACCCUUGAACCCAGGACACACAGGACACACAGGACACACAGGACAUGGACAAACCGGAGGGAGCGGGAGAGGCGACAGCGACAAGAUGAAACAGAUGGAGGACAAAAUCCAGCAUCUGACCAAAGGCCUUAAUGAAUUGCAGUUAAGUUUAAACAGCAUGAACUCCAGGUUUCAGCAGGAGAUGAAAAAACCCGGCGGGAGCGGCGAAACAACGCCGUUGGACGCACCGCAGCCUGAAAUAAAGGAAACCAUUCACAACAUCCAGACCAAACUGGACCAGCUGGACAACCGGACUCAGGCUCAUGACAGAACUCUGGAUAGCAUCAAUAAUCACCUGGUUAACGGAAGAGGAGGAAACGAACUGGAUGACCAUUUCGGAGGCAAACUUAACAUCUUAAAAGAGGAAAUCCUGCAUGAGUUGGAGCGGCGGGUUUCUCUGUCUUGUGCUGCUUGCCAAGCAGGUGUUGAUGACCUGCGAAGAGAGCAGCAGAGGGACAGAGAGAAAAUCUUUGCUUUGGAGAAGAAGAUGAAUGAUUUGGAACAGAGGAAUCGCCUGAUUCUGGAUGGACUGAGUAGAUCUCAAACAUGCUGUGAUAAAAUCCGGGAUCUUGAGACAAAUCUCAGGGAUGUGGAUAAAAAGGUCACAUCGACUUUUGAGACGUGUACCAGCUUAGAAGAUCGUCUGGAGAAAGAGCUUCAAGGAACUGGAGGUGGAGGAGGUUUUGAAGGAGCAGGAGGAAGUGAAGGAGGACAGACAAAACUGCAGGAUAUGCUGAAUGGUCACCUGGAAGAUUUGGAAAGACGCAUUAAUAGCACAGUGCAGACUACAGUAGAAAACUGCACUGACAUGGAGAACAAUUUGAAGAAUUUGUUUCACAAGGGCCUCGUAGACAUACGCAGGGAGAUCACUUCUCACCUCUCUGUUCAAGAUCACAGAGUCGCUGAUAUCUCCCAAGACAUGCAGAGCGUAAAGGAAAGCUUGUUCGAUCUGGACAAGCGCUUGUCUCAGGUGCAGAAUGCCACAUCUCAAAUGGAUCGGAGAAUAAAUGAAUGCUCUUCUUGCUCUGGAUCCAGAAGACCACCAGGAGGUAAUGGAAUUAGACCUACUGAAGAUACAGAAACAGUGAAGUCCCUGGAAUGGAGGGUGGUCACCAACGAGGAUGAUAUCAAGAGAUUUAACACGAGGCUCAAAGAUCUCUCUGUUUUCGGUGACUCUCUUUUGGAGAAAGUGGUGAAUCUUAGUGAAAAUGUACACAAGAUCAAGGAGGUGACCGGCGACAACGGUGAACAUUUCACUCGAUUUAUUAAUGAAAUUGGGAACUGCCAACCGGACAUCUGUAGGACAGUGCAAGACGACCUGAGGAAGCUGAAGAAUGUCACAUACCAUGCCAUGGACAAGUGCCAGACAGAGAUAACUUACAUUAAGGGCAGGGUGGAAAUGGUUUGCUUAGGUGAGUGCAGCACUUUGCAGGAGGAACUGAAUAAACUUAAAGAGGAUGUGCAAAAAUGCAAGAUCUGUUUGGACACUCCGCCAGGAACAGGACCAGUACUAGAAGAUCUAGAUGGUCCUCAGAAACCCCUAGAUGGCCAUAGUGUAAUUAGCAAUAACAACAAUAACCUCGGCUCAAUCCAGGGCGAGUUAUCAGGAGUCAUUUUAACCUUCAGCUCAAUCAACGACACUCUGAAAGGGUUGGAGCACAGCGUCCGAAAACACGACAGCAUGAUCACUGAUCUGGCAAACACCAAGGACAAGAUCAUCUCAGAGAUCGAUAAGAUCCAGCAGGAAGUGACGGAGCACAUCGAGGACACUAAAAUGCGAUUCGACAACAUCGAGCGUGACAUCAAGCGUUUUGGAAGCACCUUUUUGGAGAGAACAGGAACCGGCCUCGACAAGAGGAUCACAAAACUUGAAGGGGUUUGUGGCCGACUCGAUUCUGUAUCUGAGAACUUACAGAAAAUCAAAGAGGGACUCAACAAGCACGUGACCAGCUUGUGGAGCUGCGUGAACGGGCUGAACACGACCGUGAUCCACCACAGCAGCUUCAUCGACACCAUGGAGACCACACAUCUGGAAAACAUACACGGCAAGAUCAAACAGAUCAACUCCUCGAUGUUGCAUCUUCUCCAGGAGUUCAGGAACCUGAUAGAACAUGACUUCAAAGGUCUGCCUGGACCCCCGGGGCCUCAGGGAGAGACAGGUGAAAGAGGAUUUCCAGGAUUUCCAGGACUUCCUGGACCACAAGGAUCACCCGGAAAACCAGGUGUGGAAGGACCAAGGGGACCACCAGGUCUCAAAGGAGAACGAGGUUUCCCAGGCAUUGACGCUAACGUCCCUCAGGUCUCGUUCUCGGCGGCGCUCACGAUGCCGAUGACUUCAUCCGGAACCAUCGUGUUUGAUAAAAUCUUUGUGAAUAAAGGAGAUUUUUACAACCCGAGAACAGGGAUCUUCACGGCUCCCCGGGAUGGCCAUUACUUUUUCAGCGCCGUUCUGACAGGCCACAAGAACGAGAAGAUUGAAGCGGUUCUGUCCAAGUCCAACUACGGCAUGGCGCGCGUGGACUCGGCCGGGUAUCAACCCGAGGGUCUGGAGAACAAGCCGGUGGCGGAGACGAAGCCGACGCCUGGAUCUCUGGCCGUGUUCAACAUCAUCCUCCCGCUGCAGAUGCACGACACGGUGUGUGUGGACCUGGUGAUGGGGAAACUGGCCCACUCGGUGGAACCUCUCACCAUGUUCAGUGGCGCUCUGCUCUACGAGGAUUACUCCUAACCGUGAGAUUUCUCCACGACGAGACCGAACCUCGACCCCCCUGGGGUCACACCGCUGACACACUCACAGACACUUCUGUGAUUUUGUUCUUGUGUGAACUCCUGAGUUCUGAAGAGGAUUUCAUUCUGUCUGUUUUAUUUACUUUUCCCUUUCGAACUUCUGGAGAUGUUUUUUUUUUUUUUUUUACAAAAACUACUGUUUUUUAUUAAUAUUAUUAUUAUUAUUAUUAUUAUUGAUAUGAAAAUUACUUCAGAUUUUAUAUAAAUCACACAGUUAUGGAUCAUCAGCAUUUCACUUCAGUGUAAAAGCAGGCUGUAAGACUCCCGCAACAGAGCACGCGUUGAGAUCGCUAAUAACAUCCCUGUCACAUUAUAGUUCAUGAUUAGCGUUAGGUUUUUAUGAUGAUGUAUUUUAAUUUUUGUUGCUCAACCUUUUGACCAAAGAUCAAUUCCUGAUCAGUUCCUCAUUUAGGAUUCAGUAGAAAAAAACUCUUUUGCUAGCUAGCAUGUAGCUGUGAAGUCACACAGUGCGAGUGGAAAUGAAACGGAAUUUUCCAGAACCUCAACAUUUACCUCAGAUGGGUUUAUCGCUAGACUCCAGAAGACUAAAAUAAAGCUGAACGUACAGUUAGCAAGGUGGUAGUGAGGAGCGCGCUCAGCUCUCAAUGUGUACAUUUUCUCUCAAAAAAUAACAACAUGCUAUGUUCAAAAAAAGCACAAAAAUGUGGAACAAAUUAGCAUCGAGUAAAGGAUCAGUUCUUUGGAGAAGUGGAGAAGUCGGGUGUCCCAAUACUUCUGGCUGUUUUGUGUUUUAUCGUCCAUGCUGAACAAAAUAAGUGUAACUUUAAAGAGGCAAUAAGUAAUAUAAUUCACAUAAAGCCAAACGAUGACAGAUUUAAAGGGCAGAUAAAGUUAUGAGAUAAUGUUGAGCUAAUGUUGAGGUAAUGUUGAGAUAUUGUUGAGAUAAUGUUUUUAGCAUUAGCGAUGUAGCAUUAAGAAUGUCACCACUAGCAUUAACCGUGUGUAGCGAGCGUUCUCUCAGUGCACCGCAGAAAUAAUGAACAGGAGUUUAACACAAAAAGAACCAAACAGAUUCAGCGUUAAAGUGCCUGUCAGGAGAAUUAGCUUUAGCUUUAGCAUCUUUCUAUGAGCUGGACUGGUAAUGAAAAAGUGUUUACAGCUGAAAGCCAAAGAAGCGACCAGAACAUGUUUAUUGUGUCUAUAAAGAGAAUUGGAUCAUUUUUAUUGUUUGUUAGUUGCUGUUUUUUUUUUUUUUUUUUUUAAUGAAAAAUACCAAAGUCGUGUCCGACUACAUUACUAACUGUUUGUGAAACUGAGAUAUGAACGAGGAGAUUUCUGAUCAUCUUCACCGUGAUGGAGCUCAGCAUCAUGCUGCAUUAAUGGCCUAUUAUUAUCAUUAUUUGGAAUAUUUCCAUCAAACACUUUCAGUCUCUAAACGGUGGAAAGCUGUGGAAAGCUGUGGAUGUGAGGAUCGUGUGACGUGGAUCCUCACGGUGUACCCUGUGACUCUGAGUGUGUUUUUUAGCAGCACAUGUGAUAAAUAAAGAGAUAGAAUUUCA